GGGGGGCUCGUUUGUCAAGCCGGCUAACUACCUUGCUAGUCAUUCCCAAUCGUCAACAUUAUUAUUAUUAUUUAGUCACUUUCCGAGUUACUUUAUCUCAUUUUAAGCAUUAAAUACCUCCACGAAUAUACCUGCGUGCUUACUGUCGCUCAAACGUAUGCAAGGCAUAGCCAUGAUGGAAGAACUGCACAGCCUGGACCCCCGGCGACAGGAGCUGCUGGAGGCUCGCUUCACCGGGGUCGGCGUGGCUAAGGGUUCGGGCCAGAGUCAGAAUGAGUCGUCCAACCAGAGUCUGUGCAGCGUCGGCUCACUCAGCGACAAAGAGCUCGAGACACCAGAGAAAAAGGCAAACGACCAGAGAGUCCGGAAACGGAAAGCGGACCAUUUUGAUGGCAGCCAAGGCAAAGCCGGAACAAGAGGACAUAAAAUUAGCGACUAUUUUGAGUUCGCGGGAGGCAGCGGCCCCGGUACCAGCCCUGCCAGGGGGAUCCCGCCAGUGGUCCGCUCUUCCCCGCAGCACUCCCUCUCCAACCCGCCGGUCACGGUGCAACAGGGAAGCCCGUCAUCGGUCGGCUCGGGGAACACGGAGCACUUGUCAUGCGCUCUGAAACCCGUCGCCCUUUACCUGCUGCACAAAGCCACACAGUCUGACCUUACCAUAGAGAGGCUAAUCGCGAUGGAAAACAACAAGAACUCCGACCUCGAGAAGAAGGAGGGACGCAUCGACGAUUUGCUGCGGGCUAACUGUGACCUGCGGAGACAGAUCGACGAACAGCAGAGGAUGCUCGAGCGAUAUAAGGAGCGACUGAAUAAGUGUGUGACCAUGUCCAAGAAGCUGCUAAUUGAAAAAUCUAAACAGGAGAAGAUGGCGUGCCGCGACAAAAGCAUGCAAGACCGGUUACGGCUGGGUCACUUCACCACCGUCCGACACGGAGCGUCUUUCACGGAGCAGUGGACAGACGGCUACGCCUUCCAGAACCUCAUCAAACAACAGGAACGCAUCAACUCGCAGCGAGAAGACAUCGAGAGGCAACGCAAGCUGUUGGCCAAGCGCAAGCCGCCUUCCAUGGCCCAGACGCCGCUGCCCAACCUGGAACAGAACAAACGCAAGAGCAAAUCCAAUGGGACAGAGAAUGAAGCGUUAUCACAGGCAGAGUAUCACGAGCAAGAGGAAAUCUUCAAGUUAAGAUUGGGCCAUCUAAAGAAGGAGGAGGCCGAGAUCCAGGCGGAGCUGGAGCGGUUGGAGCGAGUCCGGAACCUGCACAUUCGCGAGCUGAAAAGAAUCCACAACGAGGAUAACUCCCAAUUCAAAGAUCACCCGACGCUAAACGACCGAUACCUGCUUCUCCAUUUACUCGGACGUGGGGGUUUCAGCGAAGUUUACAAAGCCUUUGAUUUAACAGAGCAAAGGUACGUGGCGGUCAAAAUCCACCAGCUCAACAAAAACUGGAGGGACGAGAAAAAGGAAAACUACCACAAACACGCAUGCAGAGAAUAUAGAAUCCACAAAGAGCUGGACCACCCGCGAAUAGUUAAACUCUACGACUACUUCUCGCUCGACACAGACUCCUUUUGCACAGUUCUCGAGUACUGCGAGGGCAACGACCUGGACUUCUACUUGAAACAGCACAAGCUGAUGUCCGAGAAGGAGGGUCGCUCCAUCAUCAUGCAGAUUGUCAACGCUCUCAAGUACCUCAACGAGAUCCGGCCGCCAAUCAUCCACUAUGACCUUAAACCCGGCAAUAUCCUGCUUGUGAACGGCACAGCGUGCGGCGAGAUCAAGAUCACGGACUUCGGCCUGUCCAAGAUUAUGGACGACGACAGCUACAACUCCGUCGACGGCAUGGAGCUCACCUCGCAGGGAGCCGGCACAUACUGGUACCUGCCGCCCGAAUGUUUUGUAGUAGGAAAAGAGCCGCCCAAAAUCUCCAACAAGGUGGACGUGUGGUCCGUGGGAGUCAUUUUCUACCAGUGCUUGUAUGGCCGCAAGCCUUUCGGCCACAACCAGUCUCAGCAGGACAUCCUGCAGGAGAACACCAUCCUGAAGGCCACCGACGUCCAGUUCCCGCCCAAGCCAGUCGUCACUCCAGAAGCCAAGGCAUUCAUCCGCCGCUGCUUAGUGUACCGGAAGGAGGACCGCAUCGACGUGCACCAGCUGUCCAACGACCCUUUCCUCAUGCCGCACAUCCGCAAGUCGGUGGCGUCCUCGGGCAACUCCGCCAUGGCGGUGGCCUCCACGUCCAGCUCCUCCAACAGCAGCGCCUCCAACUGAGGAACC
Messenger RNA from Syngnathoides biaculeatus (alligator pipefish), 2278 nucleotides. It is a transcript of the gene tlk2, whose product is annotated as tousled-like kinase 2. Gene Ontology annotation, biological process: chromosome segregation; peptidyl-serine phosphorylation; intracellular signal transduction. The record is from RefSeq and is a predicted model, not a curated record. NCBI's taxonomy places the organism in Eukaryota, Metazoa, Chordata, Actinopteri, Syngnathiformes, Syngnathidae. The transcript is spliced from 21 exons. Gene Ontology annotation, molecular function: protein serine/threonine kinase activity; ATP binding. Gene Ontology annotation, cellular component: nucleus. Bases 158 to 2272 code for a protein of 704 amino acids.